Messenger RNA from Sceloporus undulatus (fence lizard), 1970 nucleotides. It is a transcript of the gene AMT, whose product is annotated as aminomethyltransferase. The record is from RefSeq and is a predicted model, not a curated record. Bases 455 to 1522 code for a protein of 355 amino acids. Gene Ontology annotation, cellular component: mitochondrion. Gene Ontology annotation, biological process: glycine catabolic process. Gene Ontology annotation, molecular function: aminomethyltransferase activity; protein binding. The transcript is spliced from 10 exons. Lineage: Eukaryota; Metazoa; Chordata; Lepidosauria; Squamata; Phrynosomatidae.
CCCGGAGGCUUAGCCGGCCCUGUCCCUUGGCUGCCGGUGGCUGGGAGAAUGCUGCGGGCGGCAAGGGUCCCCUGGCCGGGCUCCAGGGCCUGCGGGCGGCGGGGCUUGGCCUCCGGACAGGUUUCAAGACACUUGUUGGUCUUCCAAGCAGAAAUCAAGAUUCCUGAAUCUCUCCUCUAGAAACUGAGAUGGGCCUGGUUUUGUGGAGGCUGGUUGCUUGGUCAGACUGAACAGGCAGUGGUCACUGGAAACCAGAUAAGUUGAGAAAUCUUCCUUCUAGGAUGUGAGGCAGAAAAGCUCCCUGCAAAACCAGCAACCCACAAGUGGCAUUACUCCCCCUUCCUUUUGCCAGAGGGCCAGGGAGGCACUAACCUGGAGAAAGGAAAGGCGAUGUCCAUAGGAUACCCUGAAGAAGACACCUCUCUAUGACUUCCACCGGCACCAUGGUGGGAAAAUGGUGGCCUUUGCAGGCUGGAGUCUCCCUGUACAGUAUACACACAGCCACCUGGAGUCCCAUCUGCACACACGUCAGCAGUGCUCUCUCUUUGAUGUGUCUCACAUGCUGCAGACUAAAGUAUUUGGCAGAGACCGGGUCAAGUUCCUAGAAAGCCUAGUGGUUGGAGACAUUGCAGAACUGAAACCUAAUCAGGGCACUCUCUCUCUGUUCACCAAUGAAAAAGGAGGCAUCAUAGAUGACUUGAUUGUGACCAGCACUUCAGAGGAGCACCUCUAUGUGGUCUCUAAUGCAGGUUGCAUGAAGAAGGAUUUAGCUCUCAUGCAGAACAAGGCCAAGGAAAUGAAAGCAUCUGGCUGUGAUGUCGACUUGGAAGUUUCAGAGAAUGCAUUGAUCGCUCUGCAAGGUCCUGCCAUGUCCCAAGUGCUCCAGGCAGGGGUGUCGGACAGUCUGGCUAAGCUGCCCUUCAUGAGCAGUGCUGUGAUGGCUGUAUUUGGAGUGCAGGGCUGCCGGGUGACACGUUGCGGCUAUACGGGAGAGGAUGGUGUAGAGAUCUCUGUCCCUGCAAGCCGAGUGGUGGAGCUGGCUGAGCUACUCCUCAGGGACCCCACAGUGUGGCUGGCUGGACUUGCUGCUCGGGAUAGUUUGCGCUUGGAGGCAGGAUUGUGUCUUUAUGGAAAUGACAUUGAUGAAAGCACAACCCCUGUGGAAGCCAGUCUGAUCUGGACCCUUGGAAAACGUCGUCGUGUUGCCAUGGAUUUCCCUGGUGCAUCCGUCAUUUUGGCCCAAAUCAAAGAGAAGCCUAAGAGGAAACGGGUGGGGCUGACCUCCACAGGGCCUCCCAUCCGGCAACACAUGCUUAUUCUUGGGCCACACAGCAAGGCUAUUGGUGAGGUUACCAGUGGAUGCCCCUCCCCCUGUCUGCAGAAGAACAUUGCCAUGGCCUAUGUGGAGAGUGAACAUAGCAAGCUGGGCACAAGCCUCACAGUAGAGGUGAGGAAGAAGAGCUGCUCAGCUCUAGUCACCAAGAUGCCUUUCGUUCCCACCCAUUACUACACAGCAAAAUGAGCUGUUGCUAGGUUAGCCUUUGUUUUACAUAUGAUCUAUACUACAAUGAAAGAACCAUGUACUUCUUCAGGGGCAAAAUCAUUGUAUCUGAAGACAACCCAGUGCCUGCCUGCCCCACCCACUCUUUCUGAGGGGAGAAGAAAGGAAAACCACUUUAGACUGCAGAUGAAGACAGGCUUCCUGAAACCUUAACAACCAUGGGGAUCCAAAAGCACACUUGAGAAAUAAUCUCUUUGGGCUACCAGGUGACCCUGCCAGUUGUAAAGCCCUACCAGUUUAUUAGCUUAUUCCUUUCAGAAAGCAAAAUGCUUCUGUAAUACAUGUAUGUAGAAAUGUUUCAGUCCCAACUGGCAUUUUUACUGCACUUUCAUUUUCCAGGAUACAAGGGAAGAAAUCUUGAUUACCUUUGGGAUAAAGUAGACCUGCUUAUUAAAAUAUGAGCAGUGCA